Messenger RNA from Funneliformis caledonium, 321 nucleotides. The record is from the annotation of a GenBank genome assembly. Lineage: Eukaryota; Fungi; Glomeromycota; Glomeromycetes; Glomerales; Glomeraceae.
AUGAAUUUCCCUACUUUCGUCUCAGUUGAUAAGUGUAUAUAUCGAUACUUUGGAGGAUUAUCUAAAGGAUUUUAUCCACAUGUUUCUGAACUUUGUCAUACUUUGUCUCCUACAAAGUAUCCAAUUCCUAACAGUUAUUCUGUGAAAACUAGUUGGGACGCGGAGAAAGUUAACAAACAGUUCGAUGUGAAAUUAAAUGGAAAGCCGGAAUUUCAAAUUCUAUUUGGUAUCUUUUUCGAAAAUGAAAUUAAAUCAAAUAUGUCAUAUACCAAAGCUGCAACAGGUUCUGAAAUGAUAAUUAAAAAUGAAAUUUUAUUUUAA